Scaptodrosophila lebanonensis is the source of this 864-nucleotide messenger RNA. It is a transcript of the gene Fdx2, whose product is annotated as adrenodoxin-like protein 2, mitochondrial. Gene Ontology annotation, cellular component: mitochondrion. The transcript is spliced from 2 exons. Bases 105 to 647 code for a protein of 180 amino acids. Lineage: Eukaryota; Metazoa; Arthropoda; Insecta; Diptera; Drosophilidae. Gene Ontology annotation, biological process: P450-containing electron transport chain; positive regulation of oxidoreductase activity. Gene Ontology annotation, molecular function: 2 iron, 2 sulfur cluster binding. The record is from RefSeq and is a predicted model, not a curated record.
UCACUUUACUGUUGCGUGUGCAUUAACGUGUGUUUUUGGCCUUUAAUUUAACAAAUUAUAUUGCAAAUAUUUAAUAAUCAAAAAACGCGCGCUUGUGUACAUUUAUGUGUGUGUGUGUGUGUGUGUACACAAUUGAUAAGAUAGUCACAAUAAGCAGAAGUAGAUUGCAGAAAAUGCUCGUCAUGAACACUAUUAGAAAUUCGGCUUUGCGCUCUGGCUGGUUGCUCAACAGUUUAAGAAAGCAAUCUCCAAGCAUCACGACGCGUACUUUCUCGCUAGGCCUAAGGCUUGGGCAGCAGCAAGAUACCGUGAACGUGACCUUUGUCAGAGCCAAUGGCCAGAAAAUUAAAGCCACUGGCAAAGUGGGCGACUCCCUGCUCGAUGUGGUCGUUAACAGCAAUGUUGACCUUGACGGAUUUGGCGCGUGCGAGGGCACCCUGACGUGCUCCACGUGCCAUCUAAUCUUCAAAACAAACGACUACGAAAAGCUGCCCGACAAGCCGGGUGAUGAGGAGCUGGACAUGCUGGAUUUGGCAUACGAAUUAACGGAUACGUCGCGCCUCGGCUGCCAAAUAACCCUUACCAAAGAUAUGGACGGUCUGGAGGUGCAGGUGCCAACCACAAUAAACGAUGCUCGAGCAGCGUAGUUGCUGUUGGCUGAGACCGCUUUUUGAGCUCUAUGUUAUUAGUAUAUUAGUUAAUGGAUGAACAAUUUUACAAAACAAACUGUUUGUAUCGCAAACUCAGGCUCUCGUUAAUUAUGUUUGUAAUUAAUUAAUUUGUCUGUAGGCCAGUGUAGAACUUUUUAAGCUCAAAGGGAGGAACGAUGUGUUCGUAAAUAAAAUUUACAAUUUAUUUUCGUAA